This is a messenger RNA of Poecilia latipinna (sailfin molly), 3864 nucleotides long. Its product is annotated as ADP-ribosylation factor-like protein 15. The transcript has 5 exons. Gene Ontology annotation, molecular function: GTPase activity; GTP binding. Bases 104 to 724 code for a protein of 206 amino acids. The record is from RefSeq and is a predicted model, not a curated record. NCBI's taxonomy places the organism in Eukaryota, Metazoa, Chordata, Actinopteri, Cyprinodontiformes, Poeciliidae.
CAGUCUGACACUGUUGUGUUCAGCUACUCCUGAUCCUCCUUCGUCCAUUCACUUAUUCCCGAGGCUUGCUGGUUGCCGGGGGUUACGCUUGUUGUCGAGCACAAUGUCGGAGCACAUGCAGCUUUCCCUCGCCUUGUGCAGGAUUGGGCUUUAUACGUGUUUUCGGGCACUGUGCUGUAAAGGACCCCCACCACCUAGACCAGAAUAUGAUGUGGUGUGCAUCGGCCUGACAGGAGCUGGGAAGACCAGCCUGCUCUCGCGGCUCUGCGGUGAGAGCACUGACAACAUUGUUCCUACAACAGGUUUCAGCAUCAAGGCAGUGCCAUUUCCAAAUGCCAUCUUAAAUGUAAAAGAACUUGGAGGAGCUGACAACAUCAAGAAAUAUUGGAGUCGUUACUACCAGGGGUCACAGGGUGUAAUCUUCGUACUGGAUAGCGCAUCAUCGGACGAGGACCUUGAGUCAGCGCGGAAUGAGCUCCACUCAGCUCUGCAGCACCCUCAGCUCUGCACACUGCCGUUCCUCAUUCUCGCCAAUCACCAGGACAAGCCUGCAGCAAGAGCACCAAAUCAGAUAAAGAAAUACUUUGAGCUGGAGCCGCUGGCGAGAGGAAAGCGAUGGAUCCUGGAGGGCUGCACUGUUGACAACAUGGAGUCAGUGAAGGAGAGUUUUGGUCAGCUCAUCGGCCUGCUGGAGGACAAGGAAACGGAGCCGGCGAGGAUAUGAUGUUAAUGUACGUCAGCGGCUGCCGACCGCUGCGUCCUGCCAGUGCCCACGUCCACACACCUGAGAAAGCGCAGACACAAAACACACAGGAAAACGCAACAGAUGUCGGCCACUCUUUGUGAUGAAUAUUGUAUGUUGUCCUCCCUCCGCCGCGGUCUCAGCUUUCACAUUGGAAUAGUGAACCAGGGUAUCAGUCGAGCCCUGCAGACUGACAGAAGAGAGCCACCCUUAGAGCCACCCAGGCUCAGAGAAAAGUCUCUGAAGUCUGCCAACAAUGGAAACCUUGUUUACUACUGUUUGUGCCAUUGUUAUGUGAUCAAAGGCGUUUAGGACAUUUAGAAAGUCUGUAGUCAGCAUUAAAUACUAACACACACUCUAAAGCACACACAUACACACCCACAGAGACAUGAAACUAAGUGCAGCCCAGAUUGAUAUGUUUAGCAUCUCCACUAAUUGCUUUGCAAGAUGUUUGAAAGAGCACGGUUGAUGUUCUUUUCCACUGAGAAGUACUGUAUGCUGUAAAGACUCUUCAACAACACAUGUUGUUGUGUGAAGGGAGUGCAUAGCCUGAAGCCCUGUGUUCUGUACGGUAGUUACCUGUAAUCCGAGUAGUAUAGUCUGAGUAUCUCAUGGAGUAUUAUGUAGGUGCAAACAAGCAAUUUGCUGUGUAACCGCACACAAGUACAAACUACUAACCGAGUGACCGAAAGCAACGCUGGGAGGAAGUCUGAGGGCUUUUAUAAAUGUGCGAUUUAGGUUAUAUUUUACAGCUUAUGUAUGUUAAUCUCGUAAAGCAGCGUUCUGAUUUGUUUUUGAAAUGUCUAUAUGUCUCAAAUCAAAGACCAAACAAAAGAAAGAAAGAAAAGUUGAUUGACUGAGCUGGUUAUAGCCACAACGUGGGGCAAUGUAAUGAAUUUUGUGUCUUUUUAGUGUUGACAAAUGUCAGAUUUGUUUUUUAUCUUAUUUGUACUACGUCUUCUUUCCUUUCCUUUUUCUAUUUGACAUUACCUCUCAACACUAGCUGGUGACUGGAGUUUCUCAUCAUGCCCCAAUACAAACUAUCAAUCAGCCGCAGCAACAGCUGCAUCUGACAAGUCCCUGUCCGACACCCUAAUGCCUUCCAACUGUCUGGAGAGCCCCCGUCUCCCCCCCAACCCCCGUCUGCUGUUUAUCGCGCGUGCACCCCCCCACCUCGUCCCGAGCAGCUCCAACCCGACUCUGCUCCACAUUCCCGUUUCCACUCGAUGAGCUUUUUUAUCUCAGAUGUCAUGUCAAGUGAAAGGCGUAUUAUUUAGGAAGAGUCGCCUUCACUGUGCCACGAGUGUCGGGUUAUCUCUGAGAGUAACGAUAAAACAAAUCAGCAGGUUGUUUAGUCAUCAUGGGGUUUUUUUUGUUUGUUUGUUUGUUUUUUGGGGGGUUUUGUUUUGUUUUUAAAAUUUUGAUUCCUUUUGUGUACCUGAAUGGAGAACUGAGUGAAAUUGUUUGCUUCAAUGCACAUAUGGAUUUCUUAACCAAGGAUUAAACCAGAGUCAGACUUCUCACGUCGUCUGCUCACCAAAAUCACAAAUAUGUCCAUUCAGCUGUGGAUCAUGAUGUCCAAGGUUGAAAUUAAACUUUUCAAAUUGAAAACAAAUGUCGCAUUUUGAGCUGUUAAUGUGGAUUUGAAACAUUUUGAGUCUACCACUUACGUGUACAGGUAUUCCAGAAGAAACACUAUAAAAUUAAUGUCACUUGUCUUUACUAAUAUGAUCUUUAAGGGUUUAAAGAUGAUGUCGACCUGUUCCUACACAAACAUCUUUAGAAGUAGUCUGAGUGGAACACCUGGUUACCUGACUGGGUGUUUUUCUCUCCGUUCCUCUUAUUAAUUCACCAAACAGUCUUGUGGGAAUUUGAUACCCUAAACAAUAAUCAGAAAAGUCCAGAUGAAUGAGAGGAGUUCAAUCCAAAGUUAAAAAAAAAAAAAAUGCGGUUAAAGUAGAGCAGCUGAAGAAUGAGCAGAAAGUUAAUCAAGUGAGGCAGAGAUUACUGAGUAAAAUGCUUCACAAUGAUUCAGGCUUGUUUGUCACAGUUCCAGGGGCCUCAUGUGCAGCCUGAGUGUACCCAUAAAAACAUGCUCCUUGCUUUGUGAAACCAAAUAACAAGUCAGAUUUAUUAUUAAUAAUAUAACAGUGGAAAUGUGUGCAGCCCCACGCCAGCCUCAAGUCUGGCCUUCCCACAUUUCUGGGGUUUUUACCCCAUGAGUGACACUUAAAGAAAACACCGGUAAGUUAUUAAUGACCGGACAGCAAUUAUGCACACCAGAAACAUGAUAAAUGAUCAUUACAUCUAAGUACAUGAAUGGAUAUAAAAAGUAUGCACAUUGUGGUGCAGGAAUCACUUUUGUAACACGACGGCUUUAGAUUUAUGAGAGUAUAUUGUAGACAAUAUGGUGCGAAGAGCAGGGUUGCUAAGUUACGGAAAAUGUCUGGAAAACUUUACAGGGGAAGUUAGCUGGGCAAUUAAAAGUAGCUUUAGGGUAUUUUAGAGAAGCUAUGAUAUCUAGACAUAAAUGACACCAUUGUCAUUGAAUUAAAUUCAUGAAUACUUCAUUUAUUCCAAAUAUCUUCUAAAGAGUUGUGGAUAAUAAUGCUGUGGGAAGGAUAUCCAGAAGCAGUCAGGCUUGCAGUGAAUCUGGAGAUGCCUCUGACUGAAGACUGUUUUUGUACGACAGUCUCAUGAGUGUCAUGACAAACCAAGAACUCAGUUUGUGGGCAACAGAGAUAAUAUUGCACGGUAACAUGUCCUGGAUGAUACCAUCAGUUGUUAGCAAGCACUGCUAAUCCACCUCAUUUGCUUUUGCCACUUCUCUUUAACUCCCUGUCUAUAUUGCUGAUCCGGGCAGAGACAUGUAGCCGCGAACAUGAUGGUUUCUUUUUGAUUGUGAUUCUGCAUCCACAAAACCUCUUUUUUUUAUCAACUCGUCUGAGAGACUCUGAGAGUCGAGGUAUUAGUCAAACCUUUUAGAUGCUAAUUAGCUGCUACCAGUUGUAAAACAAAAACAAAAAAAACAAAAAAACAACGGCUUGUUUCCACGAUUACACAUCACCACAACCAUCCGAAAGUAAAAAGCAGGAGCAAAAAUUACAUCAUCCAAAUCCGGA